AUGAAAAUGGCGACUCAUGGUACCUCUGUGGCCGAUGUCACCGCCAUCGGACCUGAAUCUGAGACUAUUCGGGCAUGGCGUGACAGGUGUGAAAUUGACCCAAGUUCUCAAAUCCGCUUGGUCAAGUUGGCACACAUGCGAUAUCAACAUCCUGAUUUGCAGGAGAUCACAACUUUCCUUCAGGACUUUGGGAUGUUUGUAGCCAAGCAGACCGAUGAUGAGGUUUGGUAUCGAGGAUACGGUGUGGACCAAUAUGUGUACUAUGCCAAGAAGGGACCGAAGAAGUUCCUUGGCGGCGCAUUCGAGGUUGAAUCGUAUCAAGAUCUCGAAAGAGCGACUCAACUGUCCACCGCAGGAAAGAUCGAGGAACUGUCGAAUGCUCCAGGUGGAGGCUACUUGGUGACAUUAACGGACCCCGAGGGGUUUGCUGUCAACCUGAUCUACGCUCAAACACCAGCAGCUUCUGGGCCUUACCCUGAGAUUCUUGAAAUCAACUAUGAGACCGAGAAGCCCCGCGUCCGUCGAUUCCAGAGGUUUCAACCGGGACCCGCUGCAGUGCACAAGCUCGGUCAUUACGGCUUGUGCACAACAGGAUUCGAUUCUCUCGUCAAGUUCUAUACGACCAAUUUCAACAUCGUUCCAACAGACUUCCUAUAUGUGGAUGCCGAAGGAGAGAAAAAGAAUGUGGCCGUUUUUGCUCACAUCGACAGAGGAAGCGACCAUGUUGACCACCAUUCCUUUUUCAUGAGCUCCAACCCAACCAGCCACGUGCACCAUUGCUCUUUUGAGGUUCACGACUUCGAUACCCAGAAACUCGGUCAUCAAUGGCUAGCCAAGAAAGAUUACAAGUCCGUCUGGGGCGUUGGCCGGCAUAUCCUUGGGUCGCAGAUUUUCGAUUAUUGGUGGGAUACCACAGGGAAUAUGAUUGAGCAUUACGCAGACGGGGAUUUGGUCAAUGAUCAGACUCCUAUUGGAUAUGGACCAGCGGGCCAUGAGUCUUUGGCUGUCUGGGGGCCCGAGGUCCCCUCGUGGUUCUUGCAGUGA
Messenger RNA from Penicillium olsonii, 1044 nucleotides. The record is from the annotation of a GenBank genome assembly. NCBI's taxonomy places the organism in Eukaryota, Fungi, Ascomycota, Eurotiomycetes, Eurotiales, Aspergillaceae.